Olea europaea var. sylvestris is the source of this 516-nucleotide messenger RNA. Its product is annotated as U-box domain-containing protein 9-like. Gene Ontology annotation, cellular component: cytoplasm; nucleus. Gene Ontology annotation, molecular function: protein binding. The transcript has a single exon. The record is from RefSeq and is a predicted model, not a curated record. NCBI's taxonomy places the organism in Eukaryota, Viridiplantae, Streptophyta, Magnoliopsida, Lamiales, Oleaceae. The annotation marks the transcript as partial.
ACACUUUUGAAUCUUUCUAUUCAUGACAACAAUAAAAAGCUUGUUGUAGAAACACCAAUUGUUCUUCCACUUCUUAUGGAUGUAUUAAGAUCUGGAACAAUCGAAACAAGGAGCAAUGCAGCUACCACCCUUUUCACGUUAUCAGCUCUUGACUCAAAUAAGGCCCUCGUUGGAAAAUCAGUUGCCUUGAAACCCCUCAUUGACCUAUUAGAUGAGGAGCACCCGUUAGCAAUAAAAGAUGUUGCUUCAGCUAUCUUUAAUCUAUGUAUUGUUCAUGAAAAUAAGUCAAGGGCUGUUAGAGAUGGUGCAGUGAGAGUGAUCUUGAAAAAGAUCAUGAAUGAAAUGCAUGUUGAUGAGUUACUGUCCAUCCUAGCUAAUCAGAAGGCUGUCGAAGAAAUGGGAGAGCUUGGGGCUGUUCCCUGCUUGCUUCAUAUAAUACGAGAGACUUCUUGUGCUCACAACAAUAUUAACUAUAAUCUACAGAUACAAAAGCGUAAAAAUUCUAUACAAGGUUGA